Cladocopium goreaui is the source of this 608-nucleotide messenger RNA. The record is from the annotation of a GenBank genome assembly. NCBI's taxonomy places the organism in Eukaryota, Dinophyceae, Suessiales, Symbiodiniaceae.
CGAUGAAAUUUGCAGCUCCGGGUGCGUGCUGCUCCGGAUCGGUGUGCAUGCUGCACACAUGCUGAAAUGAAGCAGAAUUCGCUGACCCUUCGGUGAUUCUGUCUCGGAGAUGAAGCUCCUUGUGGCGUUGCUCGCGAUUGCUUCUGGUGCCAAAUGGUCAGAAGGCUUCCGCGAGGCCCGCUCAAGCGGCAAGCUCAACAUCACCGAGGAGCGCAAAGCAUUCGACACCCAGGAGCUGCAGAGCGGGGACGCUCGUCUUGGGCAGACCCUGCGAGAGAGCCUCGAAAGCCUUGGGCGCCGUGAGCGUAUGGCAUGGGCGGAUAUUCUCAAGUUCGUCACUGAGCCCAAAUACGUGCUGGGCGUUCGCAAGUGGAUUUGGGCCUCCGUCGCCGCAUUCCUUGCGGCCACGUGCUUCGUGGGUGUUGCUCCGUUCCCAGUGAUCGUGGACUCCAAGGGUUUCUCUGACUGCAGAUGAUCCACACGGCCGACACGACAUAGUUAUUUCAUGCUAUUCCCUUCGGAAUUAUCAGACGGAUUCUACUGGCAGUUGUGAAGCGGCGCCGCUCAACGACCUUCGACUGAAGAGUCAAAAGAGCGAUGCUUCCUUU